AUGUCUACGAAAGCAGAGCAAUUUGCCUCUAAGAUAAGAUACUUGCAAGAGUAUCACAACCGCGUGCAACACAAUAUAUACCCCGUGCCCUCCGGAACAGACAUUGCAAACACAUUGAAAUACUUUUCCCAAACCCUGCUCAGCAUUCUGUCCCGCACAGGCAGGAAGGAGAACCAGGAAGCAUCCAAUUUGGCCGUGCCCAUGACCAUGUGUCUUUUUCCUGUGCCAUUCCCACUCACCCCAUCUCUAAGACCACAAGUCAGUUCCAUCAACCCUACAGUUACUCGCUCCCUCCUUUACAGCGUUCUGCGUGAUGCCCCGUCAGACCGCGGGGGGCAGGGGCAGCAGAGUCGGGACGCUCAGCUCUCAGAGUACCCCUCUCUGGACUAUCAGGGGCUCUAUGCGACCCUCGUGACCCUGCUUGACCUGGUGCCCCUGCUGCAGCACGGUCAGCAUGAUCUUGGACAGUCCAUAUUUUACACAACAACUUGCCUCCUGCCCUUUCUCAGUGACGAUAUUCUCAGCACUUUACCCUACACUAUGAUCUCCACUUUAGCUACAUUCCCCCCAUUCCUUCACAAAGACAUCAUUGAGUACCUGAGCACCUCUUUCCUCCCCAUGGCUAUAUUGGGUUCCACUAGAAGAGAAGGGGGCGUCCCAGCAUAUGUCAAUCUCUCUGCCUCCUCCAUGCUAAUGAUUGCUAUGCAGUACACUUCCAACCCAGUAUACCACUGUCAGUUGUUGGAGUGUCUUAUGAAGCACAAGCAGGAAGUGUGGAAGGACCUGCUGUAUGUCAUAUCGUACGGACCAUCCCAAGUCAAGCCUCCAGCCGUGCAGAUGCUCUUUCAUUACUGGCCAAAUCUAAAGCCCCCAGGAGCCAUCAGUGAAUACAGUGGACUGCAAUACACAGCCUGGAACCCCAUCCAUUGCCAACACAUUGAGUGUCACAAUGCCAUCAAUAAACCUGCUGUCAAGAUGUGCAUCGACCCCACCCUCUCCGUUGCACUGGGAGACAAGCCCCCCCCUCUAUACAUCUGUGAGGAGUGCAGCCAACGGAUAGCAGGAGACCAUUCAGAAUGGCUUGUUGAUGUGCUCUUGCCCCAAGCUGAGAUAUCUGCUAUUUGUCAAAAGAAGAACUGUAGCUCUCAUGUCAGGAGGGCAGUUGUCACCUGCUUCUCAGCUGGUUGCUGCGGGCGCCAUGGCAACCGACCCGUCCGCUACUGCAAGCGUUGCCAUGUCAACCACCACAGCAGCGAGGUGGGGACUGCGGCGGAGACCCAUCUGUACCAGACCUCCCCACCUCCCAUCAACACCCGCGAGUGUGGGGCAGAGGAGCUGGUGUGUACUGUGGAGGCUGUUAUCAGUCUACUGAAGGAGGCAGAGAUCCACGCGGAGCUGCGUGAGUUUGAGCUGAACAGGCGUCGUCAGAUGGGCCUGUCUGCCUCCCACCACUCCCUGGACAACAUCGACUUUGACAACAAGGAGGACGACCAGCACGACCAGAGGCUCCUCAGUCAGUUUGGCAUCUGGUUCCUGGUGAGCCUGUGCACCCCCAGUGAGAACACGCCCACUGAGAGCCUGGCGCGGCUGGUGAGCAUGGUGUUCCAGUGGUUCCACUCCACAGCCUACAUGAUGGACGACGAGGUGGGCUCCCUGGUGGAGAAGCUCAAGCCCCAGUUUGUCACCAAGUGGUUGAAGACCGUGUGUGACGUGCGCUUCGACGUCAUGGUGAUGUGCCUGCUGCCCAAGCCGGUGGAGUUUGCCAGGGUGGGGGGUUACUGGGAUAAGUCUUGCAGCACGGUGACCCAGCUGAAGGAGGGGCUGAACCGCAUCCUGUGCCUGAUCCCCUACAAUGUGAUCAGCCAGCCGCUGUGGGAGUGCUUCAUGCCAGAGUGGCUGGAGGCCAUCCGCACUGAGGUGCCUGACCAGCAGCUCAAGGAGUUCAGAGAAGUGCUCAGCAAGAUGUUUGACAUUGAGCUGUGCCCUCUGCCCUUCUCCAUGGAGGAGAUGUUUGGGUUCAUUAGCUGCAGGUUCUCAGGCUACCCAGCCUCUGUGCAGGAGCAGGCUCUGCUCUGGCUGCAUGUGUUGUCAGAGCUGGACAUUGUGGUGCCUCUGCAGCUGUUGAUCGGGAUGUUCUUUGACGGGGUGAACUCAGUGAAGGAAUUGGCCAAUCAGAGAAAGACUCGAGUCUCAGAUCUAACUGGUGAAAAUACUGAGGCUCGGAGGGAAAGCGUGGUUUCAGAUCCAGGCCAUCUUGGGCCGCACAACACUGUGAGCCCAUUCCCCAGUCCGUUCCGGAGCCCAUUCCGGAGCCCCCUGCACUGCAGCCCCUUUAAGAACCUGGGCCAUGCUACGGGACACUGUGCCCUGGACCUGGACUGUGACGACGAUGACAUGAACCUGGGCUGUUUCAUUCUCAUGUUCGACCUCAUCCUCAAACAGAUGGAGCUCCAGGAUGACGGUGUGAUGCUCGGUCUGGAAAGCAGCCUGGGGAAGGACAUUGUGGGCAUCAUCAACAACGUCUUCCAGGCCCCAUGGGGGGGCUCCCACACCUGUCAGAAGGACGAGAAGGCCCUGGAGUGCAGCCUGUGCCAGUCCAGCAUUUUGUGCUACCAGCUAGGCUGUGAGCUCCUGGAGAGACUCACCCCCAGGGAGGAGAUACGUCUGGUGGAGUCAACAGACAUCUUGGAGGACACAUUGCUGUUGCCUCAAGUGUUUGGGCCUGAACAACGGACAAAGCAAGGGGCAGAGGAAGCGGACAACCCUGCCAGCACACACACUGACAACCCUACAAUUCAAAGUUACUCUCCUGACAACCCACCAAUGAAGAAUAAUGCUGAUAAGAAGUUUUCCUACCAGCAGCUCCCUGUGUCUCUCAAGCUAAUAUACACUAUUCUGCAGGAAAUGUCUAAGUUUGAGGAGCCUGAUAUCCUGUUCAACAUGCUGAACUGUCUGAAGAUCCUGUGUCUCCACGGAGAGUGUCUGUACCUGGCCCGUAAGGACCACCCCCAUUUCCUGGCCCACAUCCAGGAGAAGAUGCUCAUUCCCAGCCUGUGGACCAUGCUGAAGUCCGAGUUCUGCCAGCUGGCCUCCCUGGCCGUGCCCCAGCUUCUGCAUGCCCUCUCCCUCUCCCACGGAGCAGACAUCUUUUGGAACCUGGUGGACAGCAACUUUAACAGCAAGGACUGGAAGAUACGCUUCGAAGCAGUGGAGAAGGUGGCUGUGCUCUGUCGGUUCCUAGACAUUGAUUCUUUGACGAAGAACCACCUGCUGAAGUACUCCCUGGCCCACGCCUUCUGCAGCUUCCUGGCCUCUGUGGAGGAUGUCAACCCGGCCGUGGCCACACGCGCCAGGCUGCUGCUGGACACCAUCAAGAGCCCAGCACUACAGGGCUUGUGUCUGUGCCUGGACUUCCAGUUCGACACGGUGGUGAGGGACCGGCCCAUCAUCCUCAGCAAGCUGCUGAUGCUGCACCACCUGAAGCAGGAAGUCCCUGCCCUCAGCUGGGAGUUCUUUGUCAACCGCUUCGAGACGCUCUCCCUGGAGGCCCAGCUCCACCUGGACUGCAACAAGGAGUUCCCUUUUCCCACCACCAUCACAGCUGUGCGCACCAACGUGGCCAACCUUAGUGAUGCAGCGAUGUGGAAAAUCAGACGGGCGCGCUUUGCCAGGAACCGCCAGAAGAGUGUGCGUUCCCUCCGUGACAGCAUCAAGGGCCCGUCCACAACCAAGCGAGCCUUCUCCCUCCCAGAGACUCUGUGUAACCGACUACCUUUAAGGCUUACGAGGCAAGAGCACUCUGCCCCGACUCUGGGAGAUAUGAUAGAGAAAGUCCUGCCAGGCCACAGCCCCUCAAUGGAGGAUGACUCGGUCAUCAGGGACCUGCUCCCAGAGGAUGCUGGGAUAGAUCACCAGACGGUGCACCAGCUCAUCAUGGUACUCAUGAAGUUCAUGGCCAAAGACAAGAGCAGUGCCGAGGCAGACAUCGGCAGUGCCAAGGCCUUCAACUCGGUGAAGCGCCACCUGUAUGUGCUGCUGGGCUAUGACCAGCAGGAGGGUUGCUUCAUGAUCGCACCGCAAAAGAUGAGGACCUCCACCUGCUUCAAUGCUUUCAUUGCUGGCAUCGCACAGGUGAUGGACUACAACAUUGGGCUGGGGAAGCAGCUGCUCCCCCUGGUGGUCCAGGUGUUGAAGUACUGCACCUGCCCCCAGCUCAGACACUACUUCCAGCAGCCGCCGCGUUGCUCUCUCUGGGCCCUGCAGCCACACAUCAGACAGAUGUGGCUCAAAGCCCUGCUGGUCAUCCUCUACAAGUACCCCUACAGGGACAUGGAUGUAAGUAAAGGAGUUCUGCACCUGAUCCACAUCACCAUCAACACCCUGAAUGCCCAGUACCACAGCUGUAGACCCCAUGCCACUGCUGGACCCCUCUAUAGUGACAACUCCAACAUCAGCCGCUACAACGAGAAAGAGAAAGAGGAGGACAGUGUGUUUGAUGAGUCUGACGUUCAUGACACACCAACUGGAGCAGGCAACAAGGAGUCUCAGACCUUCUUCGCCCGUCUGAAAAGGAUCGGUGGCAGCAAGUCUGUCAAGUACCAGCCGGUAGAGCUGAAUGCCCAGAAAAGUGAAAUUGAGCUGUCUGAGUACCGUGAGGCCAGUGCGCUACAGGACAGCAUCCUGCACUGUGUGAGGGAGGAGAGCAUCAGGAAGAAGCGUCUGCAGGCCAUGCACAAGCAGAAGUCCCUGGACAUUUCCAACACCGACUCCAUCCUCUACAACCUGGACGAGCACCGACGCAAGUCCUGCAUAGACCGCUGUGACCUGCAGCAUGGUACCCCCGGGCCCCCCUCCUCCACCACCUCCCACCCGAGGCGGACAGGGGGCCAUGGGAAGGGCUCGUCAGACGGCUCCUCAGGCCGAGCGGAGGGCAGUGACCACCAGGACCGUUCAGGAACCCGGGGGGGCCACUCAGACUGCUCGAGGCCUGUCAUCCCAGAGGUGCGUCUCAGCUGCAUGGAGACGUUUGAGGACAAGGCCGACUUGGACUCCCCUCUUACAGGCGGCUCUUCUGCAGAGAAGGAGGACCAGGACCUCAUUGACCUCUCCUCCGACUGCACUUCAAUCCCAGAGAAGCACUCCAUCCUCUCCAUGUCCGACAGUGACUCCCUGGUGUUUGAGCCCCUACCACCACUGAGGAUCGUGGAGAGUGACGAGGAGUUUGACCUGAACAUGGUGAUGGGCCCCAGGCUGAAUGGGAGUGCCAGGCCCCCUGCUUCCCCUGCCAGCAGCAGCACCGUGUGCCUGUCCACCAUGGUGCAGGUGAGCGUGGAGGACUGUUCUAAGGAGAAGAGGACCACAGACUCCCCAUCAAAAGAAACCCCCCAACAGCCUCUACAGAGGAGACCACACUAUGCAACCCCCACCACCUCCCUGGAGCUGCCUGACCGGUCGGAGCACCCUGGCCUGGAGAGCCCCAUGACUCUCAGCUUACAACAGAAGAGGGACCUGCUGAGGAAGACCCCUGCUGUCCCUGACACCUCCCUGGAUGACUUUGUGCAUCCUGAGGACUUAAAGGCAGGGGUGGGUCUGGGGACCAGUCCCUCUGGCAGGAUGAUCUUCCUGGACAUCCCUGAGGACACAGUUGAACCCCUCACCUCUCUGGAGGGGAACAACAACGACGAAGAGGAAUAUUAUGAAGAAGAUGAUGAGGACCUUGAUGACAGUGACUUUAAACCUGAUGAUGAUGAGAACGACGAGGCAGAGUUUAAGAUCCAGAUAGUUCCCCGGCAACGCAAACAGAGGAAGAUAGCUGUGAGUGCCAUCCAGAGAGAGUACCUGGACAUCUCCUUCAACACCCUGGACAAGCUGGGUGAGCAGCCCACUGACACAGAUCACAAAGUUCUGUCUACCCUGGAAAAGCCACGGGAAUCCGCCUCAGCCCCCACCCUUGAAGCUGCUAUCCCAGAAACAAGCAACCGCUCUUCAGUAUCAACUCAGUACCGUCAGGCAAAGCGAGGCUCGUUGGGAGCUCUAACCAUGAGCCAGCUGAUGAAGAGACAGCUGGAGCACCAGUCCAGUGCCCCUCACAACAUCAGCACCUGGGAGACAGGUUAGUCACUGCUAACUAUCUCUGGUCCACCUCUCCAGAGGGAAAAAUAUCAAAACAGAGGCCCCACCAAGACCAGCCUCCUAUCUGCCCCCAGUACAGUCAGCAUGUUUGUGCCUGCCCCUGAGGAGUUCAUUGAUGACCAGCCCACCACCAUGACUGACAGGUGUCGUGACUGUGGUGCGGUGCUAGAGGAGUAUGAUGAGGAGACCCUGGGCCUGGCAGUGGUGGUGCUCUCCAUGUUCAUCCACCUCAGCCCUGACCAAGCUGCUCCACUGCUUCUGGACAUCAUGCAGUCUGUUGGCAGGCUGGCGUCUAGUGCUAAUUUCUCUGGGCAAGCUGAGAGCAUGCUGAUCCCUGGCAACGCAGCAGGUGUGGCUAAGCAGUUCCUCCGCUGUGUGUUCCAUCAGCUGGCCCCCAAUGGCAUCCUGCCCCAGCUCUUCCAGAGCAACAUCAAAGAUGGAGGUUUUCUGAGAACAUUGGCCUUUUCCCUGAUUGAUUUUAAUGAACUGAGUUCUGUGGCUGCACUGAACCAGCUGCUGGAGGGUCUGAACAACAAGAAGAGUCUACCAGCAGGGGGCACCAUGCUGCACUGCCUGGGGAACAUCGCCACCUUCAUGGAGGCCCUGCCCAUGGACUCCCCCAGCAAUUUGUGGACCACCAUCUGCAAUCAGUUCCAGACCUUCCUCACUAAACUACCCUCUGUGCUGCCUCUGAAGUGUCCCCUGGACUCCAGUUUGAGGAUCAUCAUUUGCCUGUUGAAGAUCCCCACCACAAGUGCAACACGGAGCUUACUGGAGCCCUUCUCCAAACUGCUGAGCUUUGUCAUCCAGUAUGGAGUGUUUAGCCUCUCUUACCUGGUGGAGCUGUGUGGCCUCUGCUACAAAGCCUUCAAUAAGGAGCGAGAUAAGUUCUAUAUGUCUCGUAUUGUGGUGCUGGAGCUUCUACAGGCUCUGAAGUUCAAGUCUCCUCUACCCGAUACUAACCUGCUACUGCUUGUCCAGUUUGUUUGUUCAGAUAUUGGUACGAGGCUAGCAGAGUCUACUGUUCUCUCAAAGCACAUGAUCUCAUCUCUUCCAGGGUGCACGACAGCAGCAAUGGAAUGCAUGAGGCAAUACAUCAGUGAACUUCUAGACUUCAUAGCGGAUAUGCACACACUGACCAAACUAAAAAGCCAUAUGAAGGCGUGUUGUCAGCCACUGCACGAGGACACGUUCGGAGGGAACCUGAAAGUGGGCCUGGCACAGGUAGCUGCCAUGGAGAUCAGCAAAGGCAAUCACCGUGACAACAAGGCAGUGAUCCGUUAUCUGCCCUGGCUCUACCAUCCCCCGUCCGCCAUGCAGCAGGGACCUAAGGAGUUCAUUGAAUGUGUGUCCCACAUCCGCCAGCUAUCCUGGCUGCUCCUGGGCUCCCUGACCCACUAUGCCCUGCACCAGGGCUCCACCUCCUGUAUGCCUAUCCCCCUGGACGCUGGCUCACACAUCGCUGACCACCUCAUCGUCAUCCUCAUCGGCUUCCCUGAACAAUCCAAGACGUCAGUGCUGCACAUGUGCUCCCUGUUCCAUGCCUUCAUGUUUGCCCAGCUGUGGACCAUCUACUGUGAGCAGUCGGCGGCCACUCCGGCCCUGCAGAACCAGAAUCAGACAGAGUUCUCCUCCAACGCCAUCCUGACCGGCCUGGAGUUCUGGAGCCGCGUCACACCCAGCAUCUUGCAGCUCAUGGCCCACAACAAAGUGAUGGUGGAGAUGGUGUGUCUACAUGUCAUUAGCCUGAUGGAGGCUCUACAAGAAUGCAACUCAACUAUCUUUGUGAAGUUAAUACCUAUGUGGUUGCCCAUGAUUCAAUCUAACCUAAAGCACCUGUCUGCAGGGCUACAGCUGCGGCUGCAGGCCAUCCAGAACAGAGUGAACCACCAGUGUGUGCAGGGCCAGGCGGCUGGGGCCCUGCCCUUCACCCUGCGCAAGUGGCUGCAGUGCACACAGUUCAAGAUGGCCCAGGUGGAAAUCCAGUCAUCCGAGGCUGCCUCACAGUUCUACCCCAUGUGA
Molecule: messenger RNA, 8154 nt
Organism: Salvelinus namaycush (lake trout)
Lineage: Eukaryota; Metazoa; Chordata; Actinopteri; Salmoniformes; Salmonidae
Product: protein unc-79 homolog
Exons: 52
Molecular function (GO): protein binding
Source: RefSeq, a predicted model, not a curated record